AUGUCUUCCACACAAGUUUAGUAGAAAAUCCCAACAAUUUAAGAUUAUAUACAAGCUUCUCCUUUACCUCUUCUAGGAUUUCUAGGAGGUUUAGCAGCUUCAACUGCCGAAACUCUUACUUUUGCAUUUGAUAACAUCAAGACACGUAUGCAAAUGAAUGGAAAAUAAGGAAUGCCAACUUAUACUGGAUUUGGAGAUUGCAUCAAAAAGACUUUGAAUACUUCAGGCUUUAGAGGAUUCUAUAAAGGUCUUUCAGCAGCACUCUUUAGACAAAUCACUUAUUCUAGCGUUAGAAUGUGGGUUUACGAAAACAUCAAAAGAGCUUACUUCUAAUCUGACCCCUCAUUCUUAACUAAAUUAGCUGCUGGUGGCUUUGCUGGAGCUGUUGGAUGCCUCGUUGGUACACCAGGGGAUGUAUUCAAAAUCCGUCUUAUCAAUGAUAUGCAAGGUUUAAAGUAUAAAGGACUGAUAGAUUGCGCAUAAAAAACUUUCUAAGCUGAUGGCUAUAUGGGAUUUUUAAAAGGGCUCAAUGUUAACAUCGCCAGAGCAAUAGUAGUUAACGCUGCUGAAUUAGCAAGUUACGAUUAAGCUAAAGGAUUUUUAGUUAAUCAAUGCUAAUUAAGAAGCGAUUCUCUCUGGACCCACUUCUUAGGUUCAACAGCUGCUGGUUUUAUGGGCGCAGUAUGUAGUAGUCCGGUUGAUGUCAUUAAAACUAGAUUUAUGAAUCAAGUCUCAACUGAAGGAGCGUUAGCAUAUAAAUCUGCAACAGAAUGCGGUUUAAAAGUAUUAAAGACAGAAGGAUUUGGAGCCUUCUAUAAAGGAUUCUUAAGUUAUUUCUUAAGAAUUGGACCCUGGAAUGUAUUUUUCUUUAUGGCAUACGAGUAAUAUAAAGCUUUCGCGCUUCCAAGACUUGUUAAAUUUUGA
Tetrahymena thermophila SB210 is the source of this 924-nucleotide messenger RNA. RefSeq names its product carrier protein. NCBI's taxonomy places the organism in Eukaryota, Ciliophora, Oligohymenophorea, Hymenostomatida, Tetrahymenidae. The record is from RefSeq and is a predicted model, not a curated record. The transcript has 3 exons.